UCGCGCUCGUCCAAGGCCGGUCUUCAGUUCCCCGUCGGUCGUAUUCACCGUCACCUCCGUAAGGGCAACUAUGCCCAGCGUGUCGGUGCUGGUGCCCCCGUCUACCUUGCUGCCGUCCUCGAGUACUUGGCCGCUGAAAUUCUCGAGUUGGCCGGCAACGCUGCCCGCGACAACAAGAAGUCCCGUAUCAUUCCCCGUCAUCUUCAGCUCGCCAUCCGCAACGACGAGGAGUUGAACAAGUUGCUCGGACACGUCACCAUCGCCCAGGGUGGUGUUCUUCCCAACAUCCACGACUCCCUCUUGCCCAAGAAGACCAAGAAGGGUGGUGUUGCCUCCCAGGAGCUGUAAAGGAAAAGAAAACAUUCAAGGACAACAAAAAACAGCUAAACCGGCAGCACUGGAUCGAGUCAACGACAGCGCCAAACAACACCUGUUUUUUCUCGAAUCUUAUUGUUUUAUUACCAUCCUCUUUUUUCUUCGUUCUCUGAACUUGUAUUUCAUACCUUAAACCCUCUUGCAACCAGGCCUCAUCGUACCUCUAUUUUAUUCUCUUGCGGCUAUGUAUCAUUAAAUGAAACACUAAAAAAUCAAUUGCAAUU
Messenger RNA from Gamsiella multidivaricata, 599 nucleotides. RefSeq names its product histone-fold-containing protein. The transcript has a single exon. Lineage: Eukaryota; Fungi; Mortierellomycota; Mortierellomycetes; Mortierellales; Mortierellaceae. The annotation marks the transcript as partial. The record is from RefSeq and is a predicted model, not a curated record. Gene Ontology annotation, molecular function: structural constituent of chromatin; protein heterodimerization activity; DNA binding. Gene Ontology annotation, cellular component: nucleosome.